Chrysoperla carnea is the source of this 411-nucleotide messenger RNA. RefSeq lists its product as uncharacterized. The transcript is spliced from 4 exons. The record is from RefSeq and is a predicted model, not a curated record. NCBI's taxonomy places the organism in Eukaryota, Metazoa, Arthropoda, Insecta, Neuroptera, Chrysopidae. The coding region runs from base 1 to 411 and encodes 136 amino acids.
AUGAAAACUGGAGGUGCAGAUCUACUGAAAGUUUUAAAAUCACCAGAAAUUUUUGAUGAUAUAAAACGUAAAGCUUUUGUUCGAAUCAUUACCGCUGAAUUGGUUGAUUAUCAUCAAACUCAGUACAUCGAACGUGAUUUUGAUUAUUUAUACAAGGAUAGUGCAGAUAACUUUUUGACAAAAUUUACCACGUACUAUUCUCCUCGCAUUAACCAGUACACAAAAGUAUGUAAACCUGUUUUAUUCGCCGACGCUGCAGAUAUUACUGACGAACAAUUGAGAGCUUUAGUAAUGCUGAGCGCAUUACUUCCAGUUUCAAAUUCGGUGUUGACAAAAAGAGGACAAGGCAAAGGGAAAAGCCGAAAAAGAGUUCAUGAAGAAAUUGAUGAUGAUCUCGUUCUUCCCAAAUAA